AUGAAAAUAAAAAUAUAAAAACUAAAGUUAAGUAUUUCUUAAAUAUUUUUUAAACAAAAAGUAUAUAUAUGUCCAAACUAUUAUUUUAUGUUUUAAAAAAUAUUUAGAAACUAUUAAACUUCAGUUUCUAUAUAUUUAUUUUCAUAGCUAAUAUAUUAUUAUAUAAUAAAAUUAAUUCAUUUAUUAACCCACGGUUCACCCGCGGUCGAUCCAAUGAUCCAGCGACCCAGUAAGUCGUCCGGUUCAGUGUCCGGGUCGGGUUUAAAAACAUUGUGUAUAGGUAAUUUUUAUGAAAAUAUACAAAGUUGAAUGUUUUGUUAAUCUGUGUAUAAAUUUAAAAUGACACUUCAAAAUUUAAAAUGAAACAGAGUAAAUAUAUAUACUGAAAAACAAAAAUCAUGUUAAAAAGAUUAAUGGUCUUGAAAUAGUAUACGAGUCCAAUGAGUAUCAAACUCCACUUAUGACAUUGAGGUAUAGAACUUGAUUGUGGUUAAAGUCUUUCCACAACUGUAUCUUUUUACACUGCCAAAACUUUCCUACCAUGUUUUUUGGUUGUAAAAGACAAAACACUAAAGUACUAAUAUCUUAGUCUGAAGAUUUAUUACUAAAUAUUAAUGUUCGCAAACAUACGACCACCUAGAGAAUUAAAAGUUUCAAAACAUAUAAAAAUUUGCUUAAUUUCACAAAAACUAAAACUGUAGCUUUUUCUAAUAAGGCACAUAGACUAUAUAUAAAGAACAUGUGGUGGCUUUAUAUAUAUAGCAAAACAUUCUUAUAAAUUACGUUGUUUCGGAAACCCAAAAUGAAGUAUGAUUUCCAAAAUAUUUUUCCUAAAAGUCUACUUUAUUUGUAAAGUUAUUUCAAAUGUUGAACCUCUUUUAUAUGAUAGUUUUCAAAUGUUGAACCUAUUCUUGAUAUUGUUUUUAAAGGCUCUUCGAUUCUCUUCUUAACUAGAACACAUUUUAUGAUUUUAAUAUAUACCUUUAGAUACUAUAUAUAUUUAUAUAUAUAUAUAGCAUUUAUAUCUUACUACUUUGAAAGAUAUUAAAAUACAUAAUAUUUUAAGAUUGAUUAUAAUUUUAUUAUUAAUAUGUAUAUAAUAAAUUAACAUUAAUAUAAUUAUUAUCUUUAAUAUGUUAUAAUUGUAUACUUGAAUAUUAUAUAACAUCAUCUCAAAUUCCAAUUGAACAUUUUCUAUUUUGUAUUAUUCUCAAAAGGAUAAGCAGUAAAUAUGUACAACUAAUAAUCUCCUAGAACUUUGAUAUAAAUAUUUAUAUUUAAUGUUUAUUUAUAUUUUUGGUAAUUAUUUUAAAAUAUGAUAAUAAAUCAUAGAUCAUCAUAAAUAUCACAAUAAAUAAUAUAAUAGCAGAAAUAUAUAUAUAUAAUAAUAUUUUUUAAAAAUUGGAAUCUUAUUUUUUAAUAUUUUUAUAAUUAUAUUAAUAUAUAAUUUUUAUUACUAAAAAAAUUCUUUCAGAUUUUAUGUAGUUUUUUAAAUUAUAAUUUUCUAAUCUCAGUAUCAUUAAUUUCUUUUAAUAUGUACAAAAUUUAGAAAUAUUUUCUUUUUUAAGUUUUGAUAGUUAUGUACUCCCUCCGUUUCGAUUUAAUUAUCGUUUUAGAGUUUCAAUGCAAAAUUUAUCAAUAAGAUUCUCCAUUUUAUUUUUCUAUUAGUUGAAAUAUGGUUAGAUGUAUAGGUAAUUGUGUUUUUGUUUUGAAAAUAUACAAAAUCAUACGUUUUCUUAAUCUGGAUGCAUAAAGCUACAAUGACAAUUAAAAUUUAUAAUCUUAUUUUUAAAUAUAAUUUAAAUUUUAAAAUUUUUGUUUCUGCAUGGUGCAGUAAAACAUUUAGUAAUAAAUAUAUAAAUUAGAAACAUAUAUAUAUGUUAUAUAUAUAUUUACAGAAUUAUAUACAAAUUCUAUAAUUAUUAUAUUUUAUGUAAUUUUUAGAAUAUUUUAUUUAUUAAAUUUAUUAUUUUUGUUAAUGAAAUUUAAAAAGUAAAUAAUUUUUUUGUAAUAAAUUAAUCUUAUUUUAUAUUCUUGUAGAGUUUUUUUUAUUAAAAAUUUUUAUUUUAUUUUUACUGAUCGAACCGGAUAUCCGGGUAAAAUAUAAAAAAAAAUUGAUAUUCAAACAGUGAAUAUCCGGGUAGUUACGGACCAAAUCGAAUCGGUCACAAAUAUGCCUAAAAACAAUGAUAUUUGAUUCGUGCCUACCCUUAGAAACUCUUGCGUCAUGUAUAUUUUUGUGAGUUAUUCAAAAAAAAUUCCUAUCACUUAUAUUUUAACUAUAAACUACAAAUGUGUCAAAAUAUUAAUUUCAUAAUAGAGAGAUUCUGUUUAAAUUAUUGAUCAGUAUUUAAAGCUCUUCUUUCAGAAAAAAAAAUGCAGUAAAGAGGCAAAUAGCAACAAAAUAAAGAGUUCCAACUUACAAAAAAAAAGGAAAAAAAAACUUGCGAGUGUAUAUAUUCAUGCCCAUAACAGUUUAGUAAACCCAUUAUAAAUUAUUAAGCCCACGAUGAAUUAGGGUUAGAUGUGUGUCGGCGUGUGUCUUAUGCUUAGACACAUACACGUGAUACCUUAUUUUCUUGUAUCAUCAUCGAUUUCUGCAGGUCAUCGGUUCAGCCCUUUCUAGCGUUUGUUGAAACUCGGAUGAAUGAUCAGAAAUGAUGACGAUGAUGUGCGAUCUUCCACAUGAUUUGUUGGGUGAGAAGAUACUCGCCAAAGUUCCAAUAACAUCUCUAAAAGCAAUACGAUCUACUUGCAAACUAUGGAAUGUUUUAUCCAAAGACUUUAUUGUUGGUAAAACAACAUCAAGGCAACAUGAGUUUCUAGGGUUCAUGACAAUACGUAGUAAGGUUUGUUCCUUGAGAUUCGGUCUCCGAGGAAUCCACAAUCAGGACGCUUUGGUUGAUCCAUCUACGAAGCAAGUAAGGUUACUUGAUCAAGUUGAGAUAACUAAAAUAUUUCACUGUGAUGGUUUAGUCUUAUGUGUCACUAAAGAGAACUCGAAGCUUUUGGUGUGGAACCCUUAUUUAGGGCAAACAAAGUGGAUCGAAACAAGAAAGCAGCUCCACAAGUCAGACAUGUAUGCUCUCGGAUGCAAUAACAAUAGUAAAGUCCCUAACUAUAAAAUCUUGAGGCUACACUGUUGUUAUGAUUAUUAUAACCAUGGCCGACUCAGUGGGUCUGAAAUCUACAAUUCUAUGUCUGAAUCAUGGAGUGUUCUUGACCUCAUUCCCGACUGUGAAAUUGAUUAUUAUCAACGCGGGGUGACUCUGAAGGGAGAUACUUACUUUUUUGCUAGAGGAACUGCACCUCAUGAAGUGGGAAAUGAUGCGGGCAUAAUAGGGCUUGGCGUUUUUAUGCUAUGUUUCGAUUAUACAAAAGAGAGAUUUGGACCGCAUCUGACUCUCCCGUUUACAAUCACUGAUAACCGCCACGAGGCUGUGGUUUUAUCUUGUGUUAGGGAGGAGCAACUCGCCGUGCUUUAUGAGAAGUCGCAAUCUAACAUAUUGGAUUUUUGGGUUACAAAUAAGAUUGAGUCUAAUGUGGUGUCCUGGAGCAAGUUUUUGAAGGUGGAUUUGACAAUAAAACAACCGAGACACCCUUUGGUUCACAGGAAUCAUGGGAGCUUCUUCAUUGACGAGGAGAAGAAAGUCGCUGUGGUUUUCGAUAUAGGCUUAAAUGACUCAUCCAGGCACUACGCAACAACAGCUUUCAUUGUUGGAGAAGAAGGAUACUUCACAUCAGUGAACAUCGGAAAAGAACCCACAAGGUCUGGAAGUUCUCAUCCUCCACUUGUGUCUUCUUCUUAUCUUCCAAGUUUAUUACAAAUCAACCAACCACACCAAAGGAAAGAAACAGCUGUCUAGUUUUACCUUGAUUUGUUUCUUGUAUCGUCCACUUUUUUCAUGUCAUUUUGAACAAAUGAGAGGCAUUUUCACAAAAAUGUCUAGUACCAAAUUCUUUUAUUAGUUCUGUAAUUCUUCAACCACAAAACUCAUAUGAGCCUUUACCAGAGGAAAUUGAGAUGUUUUGAUUUCAAUUUAUUCUCAUUGUGUUUGAGACAUAUAUUCCAGAAGAAAUUGCAAAGCUCGUGACACAGAAGGAAACGAACUUCGAAGAUUAGUUUACGUCUUCAUAGAGAAGAGACCUUGAUAUGAGUAUCACAAGAAGGCUGGAGCAGAGAACACAUUGGGAAAAGCUUCAAAUUCAACACAUAAUGUCUGCGUUUUUAAGAAAUGCUCUAUUCAUUCUUAAUCUUGGUUGUUAUCACUUCGUCAACAAUAGCAAAGCCCUCAGUGAAGCAAUAGUUUUCUUUUUAUGUCUUAAUAAGAUUUGCAAAAAACGGAUUUGACUGGGAGAGUUUUCUUUGCGUUUUGGGUUGUUCUUUGUCUUUAUCCUUUCCUUAAAGAUCUUAUGAGAAGACAGAACAGAACACCCACCAUUGUUAUUCACUGGUCUAUCAUUGCUUGCUUCUGUGUUUUUUCUUGUUUUGGUUCGAAUCAAUCCUUUCCUAUCUAGGACUGAUACGACCUCCUUUCCCCAGAACUGCCUUUUGAUCGAUUGCUAAGAGAUGACUUUAUGUAUGUUAGGUUUUGUAAUAUUCUUGUUGUACAAGUUAGGUUUUGGGGUCUCUGUUACUACAGCAUGUUAAACUAAUCUUCACCUUCUUAAAUACAUAUAAAUACAUUUUUUUUAUUUCUCAUCAAAAAAAUGCAAAUUAUUAAUGCAAACAAACAUUUACAAGAAAAUGAUUAAAAUAUGAAAUCAUUUGGUUUCAUUUGAAAGAAACACACACUGUUGUAACAUGUAAAGUUGUAAACAUAAAAUAUAGUUAUGUUGUUUUAUUGAGUGGAAUUAUUUUUGUGGUGGAAUCUCUCUCAUACCAAAAAAACGAAACCAAAAAAAAAAACUAAAGAAAAGAGCAAUACAAAUCAUAU
Molecule: messenger RNA, 4937 nt
Organism: Brassica rapa (field mustard)
Lineage: Eukaryota; Viridiplantae; Streptophyta; Magnoliopsida; Brassicales; Brassicaceae
Product: F-box/kelch-repeat protein At3g13680-like
Molecular function (GO): protein binding
Source: RefSeq, a predicted model, not a curated record